GGUCUCGGGCCCUCAGUCGGAGCGGCGGGCGCCGGACCCCCAGGCGGAGCGACAGGUCUCGGGCCCUCAGGCGGAGCGGCGGGCGCCGGACCCCCCCAGGCGGAGCGACAGGUCUCGGGCCCUCAGGCGGAGCGCGGGCGCCGGACCCCCAGGCGGAGCGGCGGGCGCCGGACCCCCAGGCGGAGCGACAGGUCUCGGGCCCCCAGGCGAAGCGGCAGGGGCACGCGAGUCACAGGCACGACAGUGGGCUCCGAGUCAACUGGCAUGACCGCUGGCACUGGGUCAGACAUUGGAUCGUCUGGCUGGACAGCGGACAUCGGGUCACCAGGCAUCAGGUCAUUUGGCUCGACAGCGGGCACCGCGUCAUCUGGCAAGGCAGUGGGCUUCGAGUCAUCUGGUAUGACCGCGGGCACUGGGUCAGACAUUGGAUCGUCACCUGACUGGACAGCGGGCAUCGGGCUGAGUAGAGGCUUCAGGCUGAGUAGAGGAUCAGGCCGAGAGUAGAGGCUUCAGGCCGAGUAGAGGCUUCAGGCCGAGUAGAGGCAUCAGGCCGAGUAGAGGCUUCAGGCCGAGUAGAGGCAUCAGACAGAGUAGAGGCUUC
Molecule: messenger RNA, 601 nt
Organism: Staurois parvus
Lineage: Eukaryota; Metazoa; Chordata; Amphibia; Anura; Ranidae
Source: the annotation of a GenBank genome assembly